Molecule: messenger RNA, 1686 nt
Organism: Paramuricea clavata
Lineage: Eukaryota; Metazoa; Cnidaria; Anthozoa; Malacalcyonacea; Plexauridae
Source: the annotation of a GenBank genome assembly
UUGAAUCAAUACUUCAGAAGACUUUAUCCAAACGAUUUUCUCGACUCGGAAGUGUUGAAUUUAAGGUACUCUGUACGGGAUUCAUAUCCAUGCACGAAAGGAGGCAAGUGAAAGGCUUGCUGCGCGCGUCUUAUCAUGUGACUGUGUAGAGGCGCGCUAGUACUGAAGGCCAUAAACCUGUAUUAAUCCUCUGGGGCCGGUUGUUCAAGGGCCUCCUAGAGAAAUUAUACAUAUAGCUUAUUUUCCCCACAAAUGUUGGCGGGAGGGGAGGGGGAAUAAAAAAUUUUCCCGAACAUUUCAAAAAAAUAAAUGUUCAAAAAAUUUUCCACGACAAAUACUUGUAAAAACACGGGUAAAACACAUUUUUUCGGACCAGUAACAUUAAAAUUAAAGUCUAAAAAUUUUUCUCAUACCAUUAUUUAUAUUUAAAAAAAACACGUUCCAAAUAAUUUUUUUAAAAAUUACACCUUUUGUGGCCCUUUAAUUUUCGCAAACUUUGGGGCCCCUUUUAACUGGUAUUUUACUGGUAUGUAUAUAUCAGGGAUACGAAUAGUUAACAGAUAGAUAAGAUUUUGCCGUUGUCUGUUCAGUUAUAGAUACACAGUAUGACAUGGGAAAAACAAAAAAGUGGCUAACGAGCCACCGAGGCGAGUGCGCGGGUCACUUUUUUUGUUCGUCCCACAUUAUGAUGUCAUACUGCGUAUCUAUAACUGAACAGAAACGUCAAUAUCUUAUCUAUAUGUUUUGUAUAAUAAAAAUUAAAGAUAACUUACUUUUUAUCCACCCAAACAUUUGGAAAUUUGAAAUAGUCGAAAUUUUUCAAAUAUCACGCGUACAUGAAAUAAGGAAUAAAGAAUGCCAUUAUAGAUAUGGUUUUGUGUGACGUAUAAUUCCGUGCGUCAGCUAUCCUCUAAUCAGAUCAUGGUACUCGACCAAUGAAAGCGCUUGAAUUCUUAAUGUUAUUAUAUAAUAUGUACAUAUCAUUCCAUUCGCCUUCGGAUCGUGAUUGUACAUUCAAAACAACUAUGCAGGAGUUGUAGCCUAUCCAUCAAUCCGAAGCCAUCCCGUAAACUUCAGCGAAAUGUUUAUCGUUGUUUAGUGAGGGUAGUGUUGUCGCAGAAAUUCUACUGGUAUUCAAACGAGGCCAGGUUCCAAAUGCAAACAGUUUGAACAAUGAUUUCGUGAGUAACCUUAGUGGAACUAAUGUAAAAAAGCUGGACAAAUACGAGAUUGCUACAUCAGGGGAAAAGUCUAUUCGAAUAUCAGGUAAAGAGUUAAAUUCACAUUGUAUUUGCCUGUUGCAGUUUUGGUCGGAAGUACUUGCUUUGCAAAAUUUGUGCCAAUCUAUUUUAAAAAAAUAACAAAUUCGUCAACUAUUUUUAAUCUUGUAUUUCGUCGUUAAGUUUCUCUGCCCCGCGUUUGUCGCUUCCGACAUUCAGCUGCCGUUCACUUAUACCUCACGAGGCAUAAACAGUAAAACACCGGUAUAAUGAUUCAUCAUCAUCACGUGGUAUUUUUACUGUUCUCUAGACUACAAUGAAUGUAACAAUCCAGUGUUAGGUGAACAUUUGCCAGUUGAUUGUCAAGCACAUUCUUACUGUGAGAAUACAUAUGGGUCUUGGAUAUGCAAGUGUUUGAUUGGAUUUGAAAAGCAUUCUGAAAUUCCCAAUUUCUGUGUCAGCGAAG